Salvia hispanica is the source of this 1905-nucleotide messenger RNA. Lineage: Eukaryota; Viridiplantae; Streptophyta; Magnoliopsida; Lamiales; Lamiaceae. The record is from RefSeq and is a predicted model, not a curated record.
UUAAAACCCGUGCCGGGUCAAAGUGAGUAAAAUUAUGUGGGACGGAGGGAGUAUAAAUAUGGAAUUAUAUCUAUGUUUUGUCUGAAUUUUUUAUGGUUUUUGCAGUAAUCAUUUUGAAUUUUUUUAUGGAAAGAUUAAUUUUUUCGAUUGUUGGGUGUGAAAAUGUUUGUUAAAUUGAUCGAUCAAGUUUCUUUUUUCUUAGUCUUGUAUUCUAGGUGCAAAGAUGGAAUUUGUAGAAUUUGAAGGCAGACAUGGCUGACUAAAUUUCUUCUGCUCUAGUCAAUAUUUGUUGUCAAUUAAAUGCUAAUUCACGGUGAUGGGAAUUUCGACGGAAAAAAUGGUGCGGUUGAAGAACAUUGUAAUUUUACAUUAGUUUGAACCCGCAUUUUUCUAUCAAUAUAUGUUGAACUAAAUUUGGAAUGCGUGAUAUUUGUUGAAAGUAAUUAAGAGUGAUGAUGUGUGGUGCUAUCACACGUAGUGAGAAAUUAACAAUACUCUAUUAAAUAGUAGAAGGAGAUUAAGCAGAAACCAGAAUCACAACUCUUACCAGGUGUAUGGCAAAGAUGGAUGCAAAACCAUCCACCUCAGAAAAGCAAAUUUUGUUCACGGGUAAUCUGGAGUCAUUCCAGUUCAAAAGUUCACACGCAAAACCUCCUCCUCAGUCGAGCUAUGGUUCAGCAGAUCAUGGCGGGCAUAACAUCAAAGGGGUGGCCACUCAUGGCGGGAGAUACGUGCAGUACAACGUCUAUGGAAAUCUGUUUGAGCUUUCGAGGAAGUAUGUUCCUUUUAGACCUGUCGGCCGUGGUGCUUAUGGCAUUGUCUGCGCUGCUGUAAACUCCGAGACACGUGAAGAGGUAGCCAUUAAGAAGAUUGGCAAUGCAUUUGAUAACCGGAUUGAUGCAAAGAGGACGUUGCGAGAAAUAAAACUUCUGCGCCACAUGAAUCAUGACAAUGUAAUUGCAAUCAAAGAUAUCAUACGGCCACCUCAGAAAGAGAGCUUCAACGAUGUCUACAUCGUGUAUGAACUUAUGGACACUGAUCUUCACCAUAUUAUCCAGUCCAACCAAACAUUGACUGACGACCACUGUCGGUAUUUUCUCUACCAAAUACUGCGAGGACUUAAAUACGUUCAUUCCGCAAAUGUCUUGCACCGUGACCUCAAACCGAGUAAUUUGCUCCUCAAUGCUAACUGUGAUCUGAAAAUCGGAGAUUUUGGGCUUGCAAGGACGACAUCUGAGACUGAUUUCAUGACCGAGUAUGUUGUAACUCGCUGGUAUCGAGCACCGGAGCUGCUCCUAAACUGCUCUGAAUACACAGCUGCAAUCGAUAUCUGGUCUGUCGGCUGCAUUUUUGGCGAAACCAUGACGAGAAAACCUCUGUUUCCCGGGAAAGACUAUGUCCAUCAGUUGAGACUCAUCACAGAGCUCAUAGGCUCUCCGGACGAUGCCAGCCUUGGUUUCCUCAGGAGCGACAAUGCCCGAAGAUACGUAAGGCAGCUCCCGCAAUACGUGAAGCAGCAAUUCUCCACCAGAUUCCCCAACAACACAGCUAGCGCUCUGGAUUUACUAGAAAAAAUGCUCGUCUUCGACCCAAGCAAGCGUAUUACUGCUGAUGAGGCUCUCUGCCAUCCGUACUUGGCGCCUCUCCACGACAUCAACGAGGAGCCUGUCUGCCCCCGCCCUUUUGUUUUUGACUUUGAGCUGCCAUCCUACACUGAAGAAAACAUCAAAGAGCUCAUCUGGAGGGAGUCUGUAAAAUUCAACCCCGACCCGACUCACUGAGGAAUGUAACCGUACGAUGUAGAACGCCACGAUCUUUUAAACUCUGCAGAAACAUGUAUUGAAGUUGAACAACGUAAGUAGUCCCCAAAGAGGAGAUGAGUAAUAAUUUUAGUAGAUUCUUAUU